Messenger RNA from Dendronephthya gigantea, 2731 nucleotides. Its product is annotated as adhesion G protein-coupled receptor L2-like. Gene Ontology annotation, biological process: cell surface receptor signaling pathway; adenylate cyclase-activating G protein-coupled receptor signaling pathway. The record is from RefSeq and is a predicted model, not a curated record. Bases 128 to 2731 code for a protein of 867 amino acids. Gene Ontology annotation, cellular component: membrane. Gene Ontology annotation, molecular function: G protein-coupled receptor activity. Lineage: Eukaryota; Metazoa; Cnidaria; Anthozoa; Malacalcyonacea; Nephtheidae. The transcript has 12 exons.
CAAUAGAUUCUGUCGUGUCAAGAACAGAAAGCGUCUUCUUUGUCUUUUUAAUGCGUUAUAUGCUCUGGCCGCGUAUAUACUUCAAGUAGCCAAAGAAGAGUUUGCUGCAAUUGACUGACGAAGCUUGAUGGCUGUGAAAUACCGUUUUCCGUUUGUUAUUUUGAUGUUUUUACUUCGUAUGGAAUCGUGUAUUGGCCAAGUAUGCCAAGGCAACGAAGUGGAGUCGGACUUUUGCUACGCAUAUAUUCUGCCUUCCAGUGGAGCACUUCGCCUUAGCUGGAACGACGCAGAUGCUGAAUGCAAAAAAAUGGGGGCGCAACUUGUUAGUAUUGACGGAACCGAGCUUAACGAUCUUCUUAAAUCGACAUUCAGCAAGUUUGUGAAUGAUCGCUGGUGGAUAGGCAUGUCAAAAUGCGGUGGGUCGUGGUGUUAUCCUAAUGGUUACCCAACAUCGUACACCAACUGGUACACAGGACAGCCAUCAAAUAGCAACGGAAAUGAAAACUGUGUUGAAAUGUGGCCUGAUGGAGUGUGGAAUGACGCACCUUGUUUUGAAACAUAUCCUUUCAUUUGCGAAAAACAUGUAAUAACGCAAAGAAAGAUCAUUGCUGAGCUUCAAAGUCUGAAAAAAGAGGCGGAUGACCUUUAUAGUAAGAAUAUAUCAGACGAAGUACGGAGAGAACGUGCACAAGAGAUUAUAAAGGAACUGACAGAGUUUACAGAUCUUGAUAAAGUGGCGGGAGGAGAAAAUGGCGCUGACAAACAAAUUCUUAGCGACACAGUUGAAAUACUUCAAAAGAUCGUAAACUUAAAUAUUUCUGAUGGCAGCCUUAAAGUAUUAGAUCCUGCCAACAAUAUACUAGAUGAGAGAAAUAACGAAUCAUGGAGAAAUAUUUCAGAAAUAAAUGUCAUUCCAGAUUUGGUAACAACGUUAGAAAAUUACGGACUCCAAUAUGGAGAGGAGAUAAAAAACAACACGAAUGGUUUCAUCAGUCAAAACAGUUCAAACGUACAGUUACGAGUCAGAUACAUUGAAAACACAGGGAAUUUUACGCUUGUGGACAGACGUACAAAUUUCCCCAAUGCAUCCUUCAUCAUCUCGUCUGAUGCAAUCCCUGAGGAGUCUGGAAGUCUUGCUGUUGUCGUCUGGUACAAGACAUUAAAUUCCUUUCUUGGAGAGAAAUUUCACACCAGCGAUGAUUAUGUGAAAGUAAACAGUAAGAUAAUUACUGCAAGUGUUCGACCUCAGUCAAAGAUACUGCAAUUUACACAGCCUGUGCAGAUCAUCUGGGACACAAAUGGAAAGAAUGACGAUGGACAAUGCGCAUACUGGAUACCAGAGUCAGGUGAAAAUAGGUGGAAGACAGAUGGUUGUAUUAGAGUCGAAGAUCAGUCAGGCAGAAAUCGCUCGAUAUGUGAAUGCAACCACCUCACAGCAUUUGCUACAAUCGAUAUUUCAAGAAAUCUGUUAAGUAAAGGUGAAAGAAAAGCUUUGGAGGUGAUAUCCACCAUUGGCUGUUCUCUGUCGCUGAUUGGUGUAUUUCUAACGAUUGCAACAUACGCAUUACUCUGGAAAAGUCUUCAUAAGAAUGUCAAGACCAAUAUUCCAUCCCAAGUCCUCUUAAACCUCUGUGUUGCCAUUGGAAUGACGGAUAUAUUUGCUAUCAUAGCUGGACCUGCACAAAAACACGAGACCACUUGUAUAGUUAUCUCCAUACUACUUUACUUCUCUAUCCUUGCUAUAUUUGGCUGGAUGUUUUGUGAGGGAAUCAUAAUUUAUCUUCAACUGGUGAAUGUUUAUUCGGGUUUGGCUUUGGGAGGUAAACACCUGAAAGCAUUUUACGUUAUUGGUUGGGGAAUCCCAGUUGUUCUUGUGCCAGUUUUAGUCGGUGCAAAUGAUCGAAAAGAUUUCAUAACGGAUCAUGCCUGCUGGUGCCGUGGUGAUGGUGCGUUGUUCUGGAUAUUUGUUUGUACUAUCGUAAUAAUUUUGCUGAUCAACUUGGUAAUCUUUGUUCUGGCGUUAAGAAAUGCUUUAUCCUCCAGCCACGUGGGCACAACUCGUUCAGAAACUGACACAAAGCUAAGAAAAGCAAAAAUUGGUGUCAAAGGUUCCGCUGUUCUGCUUCCAAUACUUGGACUAACCUGGGUGUUUGGUUUGCUUGUGUUCAAUCGUGAUGCGAUUGCCUUUAAAUAUCUUUUCGCGAUAUUUAACUCUCUCCAAGGACUAAUGAUAUUCGUUUUUCAUGUGCUGAUAAAUAAAAAGGUUUACGGAGCAAUUAGCAGCGUAAAGAAAGCUCGAGAUGCAAAGAAAAUGAACAACGUAAAUGCCAGUAGCAGUGCAGUGUGCCCGGGUGACAAGGAAGAAUCUGACUUUUGCUACACGUACAUUUCGUAUCCCAAAACUCAGUUGGACUGGAACGAUGCAGAUGCUGAAUGCAAAAAAAUGGGCGCGCAACUUGUCAGUAUUGAUGGAGAUGAACUUAACGGUUUUAUCAAUUUAACAUUCAGAGAGUCUCCAAAUGCUAAAUUGUGGAUUGGUUUGAAGAGAUGUAAUAUGUUGUGGUGUUAUUUGAAUAAUUACAACGCAACUUAUAGCAAUUGGCAGAAAGACGAACCAAAUAAUUUGGGAGGAAGGGAAGACUGUGUUGAAAUGCGCAAAGAUGGAAGGUGGAAUGAUGUACCAUGUUCUCAUAAGAAAUCCUUUGUAUGUGAAAAACGUAAGAUGCAUUGA